AUGGAGCGGAGCCCACUCACAAUGAUGAUCUUCGUCGGCAUCCUCGUCGGGGGUAAGGCUCCCCUUCUCUGUUGACCAUUAUGGUGAAGAAUGCGGCGGAGUUGGCGGAGAUUUCCAUCUUAGUGAUUUCUUGUUCUUCUCCGAAACUGCAGGGGCACAAGCAGCGUCAUUUAGAUUCCUGAACAACUGCACCUCCACGUUGUGGGUGGCCACACUUGCCGGUGCCGGCACGGCCUCGCUGCCGCGAACGGGAUUCGAGCUCGGCAGCGGCGCUUCCGCCAGCUUGAAAGCGCCGCCGGCGUGGUCCGGCAGGUUCUGGGCCCGGACGGGCUGCGCAGGGGGAUCCCCGGGGUCCUUCAAAUGCGCCACAGGAGACUGCGGCACUGGGAAGAUCGAGUGCGGCGGCGCCGCCGGCUCUCCGCCGGCCACCCUGGUGGAGGUGACCCUGGGGACCGGCGGCGGCGCAGACUUCUACGACGUCAGCCUUGUGGACGGCUUCAACGUUCCCGUCUCGGUGGCGCCGCGGCGGAGGGGCGGAGGCUGCAGGGCCGCCAGCUGCCCCGCCGACGUCAACGCCGCCUGCCCAAGCGAACUGCAGGUGGUGGGCUCCGACGGGACGACGGUGGUUGCCUGCAAGAGCGCCUGCGACGCCAUCGGCGAUCCCGUCUUCUGUUGCACCGGAGAGUACGGCGGCGCCGCCGCCUGCCGACCCACCGUCUACUCGGAGGUGUUCAAGAGGGCAUGCCCGCUCGCCUACAGCUACGCCUUCGAUGACGCCUCUAGCACCUUCACCUGCGCCGCCGCCGCCACCGCCACCGCCGGAUACCUCGUCACCUUCUGCCCGUAG
Spirodela intermedia is the source of this 847-nucleotide messenger RNA. The record is from the annotation of a GenBank genome assembly. Lineage: Eukaryota; Viridiplantae; Streptophyta; Magnoliopsida; Alismatales; Araceae.